CCCCGCCCCGGAAGCUUCCCGAACCGCCGCCCCCCGACGAGGCGAGGCGAUACAAGAGGGAUCCGGCUCCGGCGGGAAGGUUCCAAGCGCGAUGGGAGUCCCGGCCUUCUACAGGUGGCUGGCGGACCGCUACCCACAGACGGUGUCGGACGCGGAGGAGGAGGAGCCCGUGGAGCUCGAGCCGGGGGCCUUCGUCCCCGUCGACCUCCGCCGCCCCAACCCCAACGGCAUCGAGUUCGACAACCUCUACCUCGACAUGAACGGCAUCAUCCACCCCUGCUUCCACCCCGAGGGCCGCCCCGCCCCGACCACCUACGACCAGGUGUUCAAGUCGAUUUUUGAUUACAUCGACCACAUCUUCUGCCUCGUCCGCCCCAGGAAGCUCCUCUACCUGGCCAUCGAUGGCGUUGCCCCAAGGGCGAAGAUGAACCAGCAGCGCUCCAGGCGGUUCCGGGCUGCCAAGGAUGCUGCCGACGCGGCGGCCGAGGAGGAGACGAUGAGGAUGCAGUUCGAGGCGGAGGGGAGGACUCUGGUCCAGAAGGAGAAGUCGGAGGCGAUCGACUCCAACGUCAUUACUCCUGGGACGCCCUUCAUGUUCGUGCUCUCCACCGCGCUGCAGUACUACAUACAGCUGAGAUUGAACCACUCCCCCGGGUGGCAGUCGGUCAAGGUAUUGUUGUCCGACUCGAAUGUUCCCGGAGAGGGGGAGCACAAGAUCAUGUCGUACAUCCGCCUGCAGCGCAACCUUCCAGGGUUUGACCCGAAUACGCGCCACGUCCUAUAUGGCCUUGAUGCUGAUUUGAUCAUGCUUUCCCUGGCAACUCAUGAGGUCCACUUCUCGAUUUUAAGAGAGGUGAUCACCAUGCCAGGGCAACAUGAUAAAUGCUUUCUGUGUGGUCAAGCUGGGCAUUUGGCUGCCGAAUGCAGAGGCCCUGGUCCGUCUGAUAAUGUCGUGGAGCUCCCUCCAAUUCAUAAGAAGAAGUACCAGUUUCUUAACAUCUGGGUGCUGCGGGAAUACCUGGAGAAGGAUUUGGAAAUUGCAGACCCUCCCUUCAAGAUAAACUUUGAACGCAUCAUUGAUGAUUUUGUGUUCAUCUGUUUCUUUGUUGGGAAUGACUUCUUGCCUCACAUGCCGACUCUGGAAAUUCGUGAGGGUGCAAUUAAUCUUCUGAUGAGUAUUUAUAGAGCGGAGUUCAAAGCAAUGGGCGGUUACCUCACUGAUGGGGGCGAGGUUUUAUUGGAACGAGUGGAGCAUUUCAUUCAGGCUGUUGCUGUCAACGAAGAUCAAAUUUUCCGGAAGCGUACACGUAUUCAGAAGGCGUACGAGAACAAUGAGGAUAGACGUAGAGCGCAGGGAGAGAUCUCUGAGGAUAAUAAAUAUGUGGACAUGGUAAAACUAGGAGAGCCAGGAUUCAAGGAAAGGUACUAUGCCGAGAAGUUUAAAGAAGAGGCAGAAUCAAAACCUAUUGAUCAAGUCCAGAGAGAUGUUGUUCAGAAAUAUGUGGAAGGUCUUUGCUGGGUUAUGAGAUACUACUAUCAGGGUGUUUGUUCAUGGCAGUGGUUCUAUCCAUACCAUUAUGCGCCUUUUGCAUCUGACCUGAAAGGCUUGACUGAGUUUGAGAUAACCUUUUUCCUGGGUCAACCUUUCAAGCCGUUUGAUCAACUAAUGGGAACACUGCCAGCUGCUAGCUCGAAUGCAUUGCCAAAACACUACGGGGAUUUGAUGACUGAUCCAAAUUCACCCUUGAAGUAUUUCUACCCCAAAGAUUUUGAGAUAGACAUGAACGGGAAACGUUUUGCGUGGCAGGGUAUUGCAAAAUUGCCUUUUAUUGAUGAAACAAGGCUGCUUGCGGAGACACAUAAACUUGAAGAGUCAUUAACAGAAGAAGAGAGAUUCAGGAAUACAACAAUGUUUGACAUAAUUUAUGUGCGGGAAACUCAUCCAUUGGCUGCUCAGAUUGCCUUCCUGUAUCAGAUGUACUCUCAGCAUUCAAUAACAGAUCCUUCCUAUGUCAUACCUAUUGACCCUGCUGCUAGUGGUGGAAUGAAUGGAUUUCUUUGUUUAUCUCAAAGAAAUUGGUACAGCAUCUCUGUAGGAUCUCCAGUUAAGGGGUUCAAUGCCAUCACCCAGAACAGAGUUUUGAAUGGUACUUAUAUUAAUCCUCAGUAUCACAAACACAUCGCGGAGCCUCCAGAGGGUGUCAUUAUACCUCCAAAGAUAUUGAAACCAUAUGAUUUCAAACCUUUCCCCGUGCUGUGGCAUGAAGAUAAUAGUCGCCGACAAACAAGAGACAGGCCUCAGGUGCAUGGAGCUCUGACAGGUUCUGUCUUAGGAGAGGCUGCACAUCGUCUAUUGAAAAAUUCCCUUCAGAUGAAAUCUGGCAGCUCUGCUGGGCUGCUUGAGAUGCCAUAUAGGGGUGCACCAUAUGGCCCUAGAAAUGGACCAAGGCCCUUUGGACCUUCGGGAUAUGAGAGGGGUUUUGUGGAUAAUCCAUACCACGCACACAUGUCCAGAAGCGCUCCAAAUCCCCGGCCUCAGUUCUUUGGUGAAGCUCAAGGCAACAGACAGAAUGUGCGGUUACUAGAGCGGCCAAACACUCGAAUUCAGGAUGGUGGCAUCAAUGCAGGGAUGUCAAACCUGACAAUCCAAGACGGGCCAAGGAUGCAUCAAAAUAACAGGAUGCAGAAUCCAGGAUAUAUUCCAAAUCAGCCAUAUCCGAACCAGUACGCUGGGUUCCCACCUCAGAGGCCUAUGCAGAACACCAAUUUUGCACGACCUGCCCGAAAUGCGGGAUUCCCACAGCAGCGACCUGUUCAGAAUGCAGGAUUCCCGCAGCCGCGACCUGUUCAAAAUGCAGGAUUCGCACAGCAGCGGCCUGUCCAGAAUGCAGGAUUCAUACACCAGCAACCUGUAAACGGGGUUCCUCCACCAUUACCUCCCAGUACUUGGAUUGGCAAGCAAACAAGCGGAGGAGGCCAGAAGGGUAUGCCUGCCAAGCAGGAUCCAAGGACGAAUAGACAGCCUAAGCAGGAUAACCCAAGAUCACAACAGGAGAGCAGACAGCAGGCUGCUAAGCCAGUGUACCGUGUCAAAAGCCAAGCUCCUAAUGGCUUGCCAGAGUGAUAACCAUGAAGAGUCCACAGCUCAAGUGAUUUACCGAGUUGCCGCAAAAUGAUGCGUCGUGUUCCAUGCUGCAAAAUGAUGAUGGUGUGUCGAGUUCCGUGUGCACGAGCAUGCUGCUACCAGGAGAUUCAUUCUACACAACAUACUCCUGCCAAAAGCAGCCAUAGGGGUUUGUUUUCUCCGUGCCCCUGUUGAUUCAUAUCCUGUUCCUGAACUGUCUUGUAUCAUGUCAAAUGGAGUUGAACUGUCGAUCACGUUGUACGUAGUUUAACUGUUGUAUAACGUAGACUCGUAGAGUUGGAUUUGGUAAUAUUUUAGGACAAUGACUUAGAUGAAGCCUUAAUAGUUCCUAGGACAGAGUGAGCAGAGGGCAGAGGGCAACCACUGCCAUCUGUAAAUCUUUAACCCUGAAACUGUUCCUGUGCUGA
This is a messenger RNA of Lolium rigidum, 3552 nucleotides long. Its product is annotated as 5'-3' exoribonuclease 4. NCBI's taxonomy places the organism in Eukaryota, Viridiplantae, Streptophyta, Magnoliopsida, Poales, Poaceae. Gene Ontology annotation, biological process: nuclear-transcribed mRNA catabolic process. The record is from RefSeq and is a predicted model, not a curated record. Gene Ontology annotation, molecular function: RNA binding; 5'-3' RNA exonuclease activity; zinc ion binding. Bases 92 to 3124 code for a protein of 1010 amino acids. The transcript is spliced from 22 exons. Gene Ontology annotation, cellular component: nucleus.